This is a messenger RNA of Setaria italica (foxtail millet), 2259 nucleotides long. Its product is annotated as glycerol-3-phosphate 2-O-acyltransferase 6. Gene Ontology annotation, cellular component: membrane. Gene Ontology annotation, biological process: cutin biosynthetic process. Gene Ontology annotation, molecular function: phosphatase activity; glycerol-3-phosphate 2-O-acyltransferase activity. The record is from RefSeq and is a predicted model, not a curated record. Bases 483 to 2069 code for a protein of 528 amino acids. The transcript is spliced from 2 exons. Lineage: Eukaryota; Viridiplantae; Streptophyta; Magnoliopsida; Poales; Poaceae.
CUGCAAUCAAUCUGGUGGCGUGCGUGCCCGUGUGUGUAUUCUGCUGUACCACCCGCAUGACCUUCCUUCUCCCACCAUCGCCGCCGUCCUAACGCAAACGUUUCCAAUUCUACGUCCUCCGCAUCUUUCACGUCCCCCCUCCACACGGAUCCAAUCCGUACCAGCGCCUGCCGCAUGCGACUCGGAAUCGGAUCGGACCCGUACCCUGCACUCCUGCUCCGAUUCUUCUUCCUUGCCCACGCCUCUGCUUCCAGUCUCCGACCAGGUCCUCUGCUCGUGCCGCCCGCCCCAUAUAAUCGCCGUCCAGCCACCUACGACCAGCCUCCUCGGCAGUUCAACAAACGCAGCAGCCACCGCCGAGCGCCACCAUAUAGCCGACGCCCGCGUCUCGCCAAGUCGCAGCCUUUUUCUUCCCCCCUUCCGUUCCGAGGCAGGCCUCACCGCGGCGCAGGGCGACAGACACCUAGAGCCGCCGCCGCGCCAUGGCCGUGCCGCCCGCCGGCGCUGAGGCCGAGGCGUCGCCACUGCCUCCGCCGCCGGGCUGCGCGCGGUUCCCGCCGGUGCACGAAUACGACCCCUCCGCGCGCCCGCGCCGCACCGUGGCGGCGGACCUCGACGGCACGCUCCUUGCCUCCUCGUCCGCGUUCCCCUACUACUUCCUCGUGGCGCUGGAGGUGGGGUCCUACCUCCGCGCCCUCGCGCUCCUCCUCGCCGCUCCCCUCCUCCUCCUCCUCUACACGGCCGUCUCCGAGGCCGCCGCCAUCGCGCUGCUCGUCUUCAUCACCUUCGCGGGGCUCCGGGCCCGCGACGUCGAGGCCGUGGCGCGCGGCGUCCUGCCCAGACACUACGCCGCGGGGGUGCGCGCCGACACAUGGGCGGUGUUCCGGGGCUGCGCCGAGCGGAGGGUCGUGGUCACCGCAUCCCCGGCCGUCAUGGUGGGCGAGUUCGUGCGCGAGUUCCUCGGCGCAGAGGUCGCCGGCACCGAGCUCGAGACGUGCGCCGGGGGGAAGAGGUUCACGGGGCGGAUCAAGGCCGUGCUCGUCGGGGAGAGGAAGAGGGAGGUCGUCGAGAGGAUGUUCCCCGCCGGCGACAUGCCCGACGUCGGGCUCGGCGACCGCGAGAGCGACCACGACUUCAUGGCCAUCUGCAAGGAAGCUUACAUGGUGCCGCCCGACCGCCGCGCCCCGCGCGCCGCCGCGGACACGCUGCUGUCCCGCGCCGUCUUCCACGACGGCCGCCUGGUCCGCCGCCCGGACCCGGCGCACGCGCUCUUCGCGCUGGCCUACCUCCCGCCCGGCCUCCUCCUCGCCCUGUUCCGCGUCUUCUUCAACCUCCUGUUCCCGGUGUGCCUCGUCCGCCACACGUACCGCCUGACGGGCAUCAACCUCACCGUCCGCGGCACGCCGCCGCCGGCGCCGCGCCCGGGCUCGCCGGGGUCGCUCCUCGUGUGCAACCACCGCACGGCGCUGGACCCGAUCAUCAUCUCCAUCGCGCUGGGCCGCCCCGUGACGUGCGUCACCUACAGCGUGAGCCGGCUCUCCACGGCGAUCUCGCCCAUCCGCGCGGUGGCGCUGACGCGCGACCGGGCGGCGGACGCGGCGCGCAUUGCGGAGCUGCUGGAGGAGGGCGACGUGGUGGUGUGCCCGGAGGGGACGACGUGCCGGGAGCCGGCGCUGCUGCGGUUCUCGGCGCUGUUCGCGGAGCUCACGGACCGGAUCGUCCCGGUGGCGCUGGAGGCGCGGCAGGGCACCUACUACGGGUCGACGGCGCGAGGGUGGAAGUGGCUGGACCCCUACUUCUUCUACAUGAACCCGCGGCCCGGGUACGAGGUGGCGUUCCUGCCGGCGCUGAGGGCGGAGGAGACGUGCGGCGGCGGAGGGAGGAGCGCCGUGGAGGUGGCCAACCACGUGCAGCGGGUGAUCGCCAAGGAGCUUGGGUUCGACUGCACCACGCUCACCAGGAAGGACAAGUACAUGAAGCUCGCCGGCAACGACGGCACGGUCGUCGUCGGGAAGAAGGGCUGCAGGGAUGAUGACGAUGCUGGCUCGGGAUCCAAGAAGCUUGCAUGAAGAAUAAUGUGUAUUGUCAAGCUGCUGGACUCAUUGGAACAGUUCUGUGACAACAUGUAGUUAGGCUUAAGUGUUUUUAAAGAUUACGGAUGGGAGCUGAUCUCGAUGGUAUGAAUCUUACUGUUUUUUUUUAAAAUGAAUGAUGAAAGGAAACUGAGAAGAAACAUUGUUGUAGCAGUUGUUUGUUUUA